UUUCAUUCAUUAAUGGAAACCAGACAUGCAUAUAGUACUAAGAAGUACCAGACAACGUCUGCCAGACUGCAAACUACCCCUUUCCCAAGGCUUUACAACCUCCUAAUAUCUGGGAAUUCAUACUAAAAGUAUAGUCUCUGUCUUCCCUAUCGGUUUACAUGGCUGUGGUUCCGAUAUGCAACAAAAUGCCUUAUAAAGACCAAAGUGACAUGUGCAGUAGAUGGAAUAUCUCAUAUCCUACUACUGAUUCCUUGACAAGAACUAAGACAAGAGAAGGGAAUGCACUUAGACGAUUGCUUUCUUAUGGAGGUUCUUUGUCAUUCAGGAGCAUGACUGAAGCGUGUCUUAUAGAAAGCCAUCUAAGAUCCAUUUCAGACAAUGAUUCACAUAGAGAAACAAUUUCCUCGGUUUGUUAUGCAUCAGAGUCCAGUAAUAGUGAGAAGCAGCUGAGAUCAUUGGACUCUUAUUUUGGAAAACUCCAAGAUGCUGCUAAUCUGUCUCCUUCAGAUACUUCAAGCAAGACAGAGCAGCUGAGAUCAUUAGACUCUUAUUUUGGAAAACUCCAAGAUGAUGCAAAUCUGUCUCCUUCAGAUGCUUCAAACAAGACAAAGCAGCUAUAUGGUAGACGUGAUGAAUUCAGAUCAAAGAAGUGGUUGGAUUCUCUCAACACCUAUCUUGGCAAACUUAAUACAGAUGCAAAAUCCCAAAAUUAUGAGUCAUCUACUUUCGUUGAGGAUACUGACAAAGGCAGUCGAAUAGGAAAACCAGUCUCUAUCAGUGAAAAUUCCAAAAGAGGUAACGAGGAGGAAUGGAAGAGUUACAAGGAAGUAAGAAAUAGAGAUGGUGGUAGUGCUCCGGAAAGUUCUCAAGAUUUACGGCUGCAGUAUGAUGAAACAUCCAAUUUGUACUUAAUAGGUGCAUUGGUUUCUAUAAACAUUGCAGUUUUUCUGUUUGAGAUGGCAAGUCCGAUAAGGAACUCUGACUUAGAGCUCUUCUCUCUCCCCUUAUUAUAUGGAGCAAAAGUAAAUCAUUUGAUCUUGGUUGGAGAAUGGUGGAGGCUGGUGACACCAAUGUUUCUGCACUCAGGACUUCUUCACAUGUCUCUUGGCUGUUGGGGGCUCCUUACAUUUGGGCCUCCAGUUUGCCGAGGCUAUGGUUCGUUUACAUUUUUCUUGAUCUAUAUACUUGGAGGAAUUUCUGGCAACUUGACGAGCUUUCUUCACACACCAGAGCUGACUGUUGGUGGGACAGGGCCAGUGUUUGCCAUAAUAGGAGCUUGGCUGGUUUAUCAACUCCAAAACAAAGAUGUAACUGCAAAAGAUGCUUCAGAAAGUAUUUUCCAGAAGGGGAUGAUCAUUACUGCUCUUGGCUUCAUAUUAAGCCAGUUUGGUCCAAUUGAUGAUUGGACACAUUUUGGAGCAGCUUUUACUGGUAUAGCGUAUGGCCUUUUCACAUGCCCAACGCUUCAGUUGGAUGAUGCAGCUUCCAGAAGUGGUCAAGAAGAAGGAAUCACACUUGUUAGACGAUACUCUGAUCCUUGUAAAUCACUUCUUUUCUUCACCAUUUUCAUUCUUGUUUUAAGCUCUUUACUUUUCUUUAUUGAACCUCCUCUGAACGUCCUGGCGAGUGGCAUCUGACAGUUUUUGCAUAGAAAUGUGGAAAUACGACGCAAGAUGUAUAUAUAUAUAUAUAUAUAGUGUUUCUAAUCUCUUGUAUCAUGUAAGGGGCCAUUCUUACUUCUUAGUCGGAAAUAAAGACAAGUAUAUAUAUCUGUAUAUUUACAUGAAGAAUAAAGGUCUUUUCCUUUUUUCA
Alnus glutinosa is the source of this 1812-nucleotide messenger RNA. RefSeq names its product RHOMBOID-like protein 9, chloroplastic. The record is from RefSeq and is a predicted model, not a curated record. Gene Ontology annotation, cellular component: membrane. The coding region runs from base 159 to 1637 and encodes 492 amino acids. The transcript has 8 exons. NCBI's taxonomy places the organism in Eukaryota, Viridiplantae, Streptophyta, Magnoliopsida, Fagales, Betulaceae. Gene Ontology annotation, molecular function: serine-type endopeptidase activity.